AUGGUUGGUUCGAGCUUUGAGAAGUCCGUCAAGGGCGCGACCAAGACAAAGAAUGCGGCCCCGAAAUCAAAAUACAUCGAACACAUCCUCACGGCCACCUACAGCGAUGCAGGGACGGCAGAGAUCUUUCGCACGCUCCAGAUCAGACUGCGCGAGUCGGCGUGGACGGUGGUCUUCAAGGCGCUCAUAGUGAUACAUAUGAUGAUACGUGAGGGCGCUCCGGGAGCUGCGCUGGCCUACCUAUCUCAAUAUCCUCGGAAAUUCGCCAUCACGAGCAUCUCCGACGCACAACUUCAAGGCGCGAAUAUUUGGAGAUACUCGGAGUAUCUGAUCGCGAGGUCUUUGGCCUUCUCUGAGACCAAGACAGACUACGUUCGUAACGGACAGGGCAGGCUGAAGUCAUUGACGGUCUCGAGGGGUUUGUUGCGAGAAACAGAGAUUGUUCAAAAGCAGAUAAAGGCUCUUUUGAAGUGUGAUCUCCUGAGCGAUGAACCUGAUAAUGAGAUCACCUUAACAGCUUUCCGAUUGGUGACGCUGGAUCUGUUAACAUUAUACUCUGUUAUGAAUGAGGGUGUUAUUAAUGUGCUAGAACAUUACUUUGAGAUGUCCCGAACAGACAGCGAACGAGCACUACACCUAUACAAAGUUUUCAGCACACUGACGGAGGAUGUAGUGAGCUUCUUGCGAGUCGCAAGGCAGUACGAAAAUGCCACUCGUCUUGAGAUACCAAACUUGAAACAUGCCUCUACAGACCUAGCAAAGCUAUUGGAAGACGACCUGCACGACCCGGAUUUCGCAAUUAGACGACAAGAAUAUCGCGAGCAGAAGCUUGGGAAAUCAAAGGGCGGAAACAGCUCCUCGUCCGGAGACGGUAGCCGACAACAGCAGCCUUCAUCUAAGGCGGACGAUAGUUCGACUGCUAAAGCUCCUCCAAAACCAAACGUUAAAGCUCCCGAGCCAGAUUUAAUUGAUUUCUUCGGAUCCAUUGAGCAAAACCAAGAACCUCUCGCCCAGCAGCCUCAACAGCAACAGCCGAAUAUGCAAAAUAUGCCGAUGCAAUUCCAGCAAACAGGCUUCCAACCACAACAGACUGGCUUCCAGCAACAACCUAUACCUGCUGAAUUCAUACAAAAUCAGACCGGCUUUGCACAAAACACCAAUCCAUUUGGCCAGUAUGAUGUUCAAUCUCAGCAGCAACAACAGCAGCCACCACCAGCACAGCCGCUACAAGCCUCGCACACGGGUGCUGGUUUCGGCGGCUACACCCCUCAGCCGUUUCAAAGUUCCCUAUCGCCCAUCCCGCAGAAUGGAGCUGCUCCCUUCCAGCGACCGAUGACGGCGGGGGCGACACCCCGAGCUAACAACCCAUUCCGACAAUCCAUGCUUCCGCCCGCAGACUUUUCUCCGUCCCAAUCACAAUCCCCUUCCACCUUGGCAAUGAAACGACAAUCCACCAACCCAUUCGCAAAGCAGCCCUCAAAUAUCUCCCCUCAAUACCAAAUUCCUAACCCGAAUCAAUACCCUCUCCCGUCAACCUCGCCAACCCCUUCACAGCAACAACCUCAACCCCUUCAGCCUCAACGAACAGGAACAAACCCGUUCGCACGGCCCCAGCCACAACAAAGCGCCGAAGCUCCCGCAGCUCAACGCCUCCAGCCAAACCCAACUGGAAGCACGAAUCCUUUCCGCCAAAGCGCUUUCAUAAACCAGUCCACGGGUCAGGGGUGGCAGAAUGUUCCGCAGGGAACAAUGGGUGGGUUGGAGAAGUUGGAGACUAUCCCUGUUUUCCCUCGGCCAGGACAAAUGGCUUAA
Messenger RNA from Arthroderma uncinatum, 1812 nucleotides. RefSeq lists its product as uncharacterized. The transcript is spliced from 5 exons. Gene Ontology annotation, molecular function: SNARE binding; phosphatidylinositol-4,5-bisphosphate binding; clathrin heavy chain binding. Lineage: Eukaryota; Fungi; Ascomycota; Eurotiomycetes; Onygenales; Arthrodermataceae. Gene Ontology annotation, cellular component: clathrin-coated vesicle; clathrin-coated pit. Gene Ontology annotation, biological process: vesicle budding from membrane; clathrin-dependent endocytosis; clathrin coat assembly. The coding region runs from base 1 to 1812 and encodes 603 amino acids. The record is from RefSeq and is a predicted model, not a curated record.